UAUGCCAUCCGGAUCAGUGAAAUUGCAAAGUAUUAAAAAGCUUGGACAGGAGAAUCACAGUUAUGAGAUUACGGAUGAAGAACGAGCUGGUCCUUACAUGACUAUGACAACUUCCAAGGAGGACACAGGACAAUGUGACAAAAAGCAGCCUGCAAUAAGAGUUGGCUUCUUCCAGCUGUUCCGUUUUUCCACAUGCAAUGAAGUGCUGAUGAUGGUGGUGGGGAGCAUAUGCGCCGUGCUGCACGGCUCGGCCCAGCCCCUUAUGCUGCUGGUGUUCGGCCUGCUUACUGACACGUUCAUCGAGUACGACAUUGAGCUGAAUGAGCUGAGUGACGAGCGGAAGGAGUGUGUGAACUACACCAUCCAGUGGAAGGAGAACUACACUGACACCAUGAACCAGUCACACUUGGACUCUAUGUCAUGUGGGGUACUCGACAUCGAAUACGAAAUGACCAAAUUUGCCUUCUAUUAUGUUGGAAUUGGAGCAGCUGUAUUCAUUUUGGGAUACUUUCAGAUCUCUCUGUGGGUGACUGCUGCCGCCAAGCAGAUCCAGCUCAUAAGGAAAAUUUAUUUCAGCAAAGUGAUGAGGAUGGAGAUUGGCUGGUUCGACUGCACCUCGGUGGGAGAGCUCAAUACGCGCAUGUCUGAUGACAUCAACAAGAUCAAUGACGCCAUUGCGGACCAAGUCGCCAUUUUUAUGCAGCGUUUCACCACCUUUGUGUGCGGCUUCUGCAUCGGCUUUGUGAAAGGAUGGAAGUUAACGCUGGUGAUUGUGGCAGCAAGUCCACUAAUUGGCAUUGGAGCAGGCCUAAUGGCUUUGUUUGUGGCUAAGCUGACAGGCAUGGAGCUGCAGGCCUAUGCUAAAGCGGGUGCCAUUGCAGAUGAAGUCCUCUCCUCGAUCAGAACAGUGGCUGCUUUUGGUGGGGAGAAAAAAGAAGUGCAACGUUACGACAAGAACCUAAUCUCAGCACAGCGCUGGGGCAUCAGAAAGGGUUUGAUCAUGGGCUUUUUCACUGGAUACAUGUGGCUGAUUAUCUUCCUGUGCUACGGCCUGGCUUUCUGGUAUGGAUCCAGUCUUGUGAUAGACACAGACGAAUACUCACCAGGGACACUUCUGCAGGUAUUCUUUGGUGUUCUGAUAGCAGCCAUGAAUUUGGGACAGGCCUCGCCAUGUCUGGAGGCAUUUGCCGCAGGCCGUGGAGCAGCCACCACCAUUUUUGAAACCAUUGAAAGGGAGCCUGAGAUUGACUGUUUAUCUGAGGCAGGAUAUAAACUUGAUAGAGUCAACGGUGACCUUGAAUUUCAUAAUGUGACCUUCCACUACCCUUCCCGACCUGAAGUUAAGAUCUUGGACAAGCUCAGUGUCUUCGUGAAGUCAGGCGAGACCACAGCCUUUGUUGGGCCGAGCGGGGCUGGGAAAAGCACAGCUGUCCAGCUCAUUCAGCGCUUCUACGACCCCAAAGAGGGCAUGGUGACCCUGGACGGUCAUGACAUCCGCGGGCUGAACAUCCAAUGGCUGCGCUCGCUCAUCGGUAUCGUGGAGCAGGAGCCUGUGCUGUUCGCCACCACCAUUGCUGAGAAUAUACGCUAUGGUCGACCUGGCGUCUCAAUGGACGACAUUGUCACCGCCACCAAAGAGGCCAAUGCAUACAACUUCAUAAUGGACCUGCCACAGAAAUUUGACACCCUAGUGGGGGAAGGUGGUGGUCAGAUGAGUGGCGGACAGAAGCAACGUAUUGCAAUCGCCCGGGCACUGGUAAGGAACCCUCGCAUCCUGCUGCUUGACAUGGCCACCUCUGCCUUGGACAACGAGAGUGAGGCCAUGGUACAAGAGGCCUUAGAUAAAGUACGCCUGGGACGGACCACCAUCUCCAUCGCCCACCGGCUGUCCACUAUAAAGAACGCUGAUGUGAUUGUGGGGUUUGAGCAUGGCAAGGCAGUCGAGAGGGGCAAGCAUAGUGAGCUACUGGACAGGAAGGGUGUCUACUUCACCCUUGUCACCUUGCAGAGCCAAGGAGACAAGGCCCUCAACGAGAAGGCUCGGCAAAAGAAGCUCAGCCUGUCCAGAGCCGGCAGCUAUCGGGCCAGCAUGAGAGCCUCCAUCCGCCAGAGAUCCCGAUCCCAGCUAUCCAAUCUGAUUCCGGAAUCUUCCGUUCCCAUUGUCGGAGAGCUGGGCCCCAGAGCCUAUGCAGUUUCUCAAGCAGACAAAUCCAAGAAUGCCAUCGAAGAGGAAGAUGAGGAGGACCCAGUGGAACCAGCACCAGUUGCCAGGAUCUUGAAGUACAACUUACCUGAGUGGCCUUACAUGCUUUUUGGAUCUUUGGGGGCAGCUGUGAACGGAGGAGUCAACCCUGUCUACUCGCUGCUUUUCAGUCAAAUCUUGGCGACUUUCUCAGUUACAGAUACUGUAGCUCAGAGAAAGGAGAUUCAUAGCAUCUGCCUAUUCUUUGUCAUGGUCGGCGUUGUCUCUUUCUUCACUCAAAUGCUGCAGGGUUACGCCUUCUCCAAGUCUGGAGAGCUGCUCACCCGCAGGUUACGUCGCCUAGGUUUCCACGCCAUGCUUGGCCAGGAGAUCGGUUGGUUUGAUGAUCACAAAAACAGCCCUGGAGCUCUGACCACACGACUGGCGACUGACGCCUCACAAGUUCAAGGGGCCACUGGCUCCCAGAUCGGCAUGAUAGUCAACUCUCUGACCAACAUUGGGGUGGCCAUCCUCAUGUCCUUCUACUUCAGCUGGAAGCUCACACUGCUCAUCCUGUGCUUCCUGCCCUUCAUCGCUCUGUCAGGGGGUUUCCAGGCCAAGAUGCUCACUGGAUUUGCCAAGCAGGAUAAACAAGCUAUGGAGGCUGCAGGACAGAUUUCUGGUGAAGCCCUCAAUAACAUUCGCACAAUUGCUGGUCUUGGAAAGGAGAGAAAUUUUGUGGAAACGUAUAAUGCACAGUUGGAUGCUCCAUACCAGGCAGCCCUGAAGAAGGCUAACGUCUACGGGGGUUGUUACGGUUUCGCCCAAUGUGUCAUCUUCCUGACCAACUCCGCCUCCUAUCGGUUUGGGGGCUACUUGGUUCGCCAAGAAGGGCUCCAUUUCAGUUUGGUGUUCAGGGUCAUUUCUGCCAUUGUCACCAGCGGCACAGCCCUGGGAAGAGCCUCAUCCUUCACCCCUGACUAUGCCAAGGCCAAGAUUUCAGCUGCACGUUUCUUCCAGCUGCUGGACCGAAUGCCCAAGAUUAGUGUCUACAGUGACAAAGGAGAUCAAUGGGAAAGCUUCCAAGGCAACAUUGAGUUCAUUGACUGCAAGUUCACUUACCCCACCCGACCCGACAUCCAGGUCCUCAAUGGACUGAAUGUGACAGUGAAGACUGGCCAGACGUUGGCCUUUGUGGGUAGCAGCGGCUGUGGGAAGAGCACCAGCGUGCAGCUUCUGGAAAGGUUUUAUGACCCCGACAAGGGCAGAGUGCUGAUCGAUGGUCGCGACUCGACUCUCGUCAACGUGCCUUUCCUGCGAUCCAAAAUUGGCAUCGUGUCCCAGGAGCCAAUCUUGUUUGACUGCAGUAUCUUGGAAAACAUCAAGUAUGGUGACAACUCGCGGGACAUCAGCAUGGACGAGGUCAUCUCUGCUGCCAGGAAAUCGCAGCUACACGACUUUGUCAUGUCUCUACCUGAGAAAUACGACACAAACGUGGGUGCACAGGGUUCUCAGUUAUCUCGAGGUCAGAAACAACGCAUUGCCAUUGCCAGGGCAAUCAUCCGUGAUCCCAAGAUCCUGCUCCUGGAUGAAGCCACCUCAGCACUGGACACAGAGAGUGAGAAGACGGUGCAAGCGGCGCUGGACAAAGCUCGAGAGGGCAGGACCUGCAUCGUUAUCGCCCACCGUCUGUCCACCAUUCAGAACUCCGACAUCAUUGCUGUCAUGUCCCGAGGCUACGUGAUUGAAAAGGGAACACACGACCAUCUCAUGGCCCUGAAGGGUGCUUACUACAAGCUGGUCACCACUGGAGCACCAAUCAGCUAACGGCUCUCUGAGAGUGUCACCCAUUGGAAACACGUGUGAUGAGCAGAGAGUUAUUGUCUGAGGUGACAAGGCCAAGUACAUGCUAAAUGAACAUCAAAAAGUAACUUGAAUCUUUUUCAC
Phycodurus eques (leafy seadragon) is the source of this 4129-nucleotide messenger RNA. Its product is annotated as bile salt export pump-like. The transcript has 28 exons. Gene Ontology annotation, biological process: transmembrane transport. The record is from RefSeq and is a predicted model, not a curated record. The coding region runs from base 2 to 4009 and encodes 1335 amino acids. Gene Ontology annotation, molecular function: ATP binding; ABC-type transporter activity; ATP hydrolysis activity. Gene Ontology annotation, cellular component: membrane. Lineage: Eukaryota; Metazoa; Chordata; Actinopteri; Syngnathiformes; Syngnathidae.